This is a messenger RNA of Zingiber officinale, 6476 nucleotides long. RefSeq names its product 1-phosphatidylinositol-3-phosphate 5-kinase FAB1B-like. The record is from RefSeq and is a predicted model, not a curated record. Gene Ontology annotation, molecular function: ATP binding; metal ion binding; 1-phosphatidylinositol-3-phosphate 5-kinase activity. Gene Ontology annotation, biological process: phosphatidylinositol phosphate biosynthetic process. Gene Ontology annotation, cellular component: endosome membrane. NCBI's taxonomy places the organism in Eukaryota, Viridiplantae, Streptophyta, Magnoliopsida, Zingiberales, Zingiberaceae. The transcript is spliced from 12 exons. Bases 582 to 5957 code for a protein of 1791 amino acids.
UCCACUCGGAAGCUUCCUGAAACGAGGAGAGGAUCACGUGUGGCGGCCGAUCUCUUCCACUCCAAUUCGUCUUCCCUGGUGUCCGUUGAAGAACUCGAGUGGAUUGCAGUGUUUCCGUCGAGUUCUUCGGACGUGGAUCGUCUCCGAUUUUGAUAUUUUGGGGUCCUUGUUGUCCCGCUUUUGAUAUUUUGGGAUAUAGUUUCUAAGGUGUUGGUUUGAGUUCUUCAUUUCGAGUUAGGAAGUGCUAUCGGAUUGGUUUGCAUGAUUGUAUCAGAGUUUUGUAUCGCAGUGCAUGUUUUGAAAAGAAAUCGGUUGUUCACCAUGAAGUGAGUUAGAGUGUUGUUGUUGAUUCCUCAUAAGAUAGAAAAAAGGCUUCUUGAAGGGGGAGUUCGGGUCUUCUUCUCUUGAGUUGGACAGGGUUACUUGUCGUCAUAAAUUUUUGUAGGGAGUUUGACUGAGUGGCCUAAAGUUUCUCUUGGGGAAAUCUGAAUCAGAAUUGGUUGCUUAGUGAAAUUUUCAAUCGUUUUGGCUAGCAACAAAUGAACAAAUCAGAAUGAGAGGGCUAGGAAAGGCCAUCGUCUAUGGAACCCUUUGGUAAGAGGUUCCCUAAUCUGUUAAAGUUAGCGAAAUCCUGGAUUACUUCAAAGACCGAGCCAGAUUCAAUUUCAAGGGCCUUUUGGAUGCCUGAUGAUAGUUGUAUGGUAUGUUAUGAAUGUGAUUCACAGUUCACAAUUUUCAAUCGCAGGCACCAUUGCCGGAAGUGUGGGCGCAUUUUCUGUGCUAAGUGCACCUCAAAUUCUGUCCCUAUAAAUUUGUAUGACUCGGAGAGUUUCCAGGAGGAAGGGGAGUUUAUUCGUGUGUGCAAUUUUUGCUUCAAGCAGCGGGAGGAUGUGACCGCGUCAAGAAAUGAAGCAGAACCACCAAACCCAAUCCUUACUCCUUCCCUUUCAAAUGCAAGUUUUGAUAGCACAAAGUCCAGUGGUGCUGGUAACAGUAGCUUGUCAACAGCAGUUUCUUACACAUACUCAGGUGGAGCUUACCAGCAAGUGUCCUCUGGUCCUGCUCUCAGUCCCAGCCAUUCUGUUCAGUUGGAAAAUUGCUUUGACAAACAAGACUUACUGAUAGGAGAGGGUUGCAUGGAUUCCUUGGUUGACAAGGGCGACCAUUCACCAACCCAAUUCGAACUUUCCUUAAACAGGAGUGAUGAUGAUGAAGAUGAUUAUGGAACAUGUCGGUGGGGUUCAGAAGAACAAACAUAUGUUAACUCUAAUGAAUUCUAUGGGCCGCUUGAAUUCAACGAAUCUGGGAAGACCUGCGGAUCACAGAAAGCUGCUGAAGGAAAUAUUGGUACACAUGAAAUCACUGUUCUGUUGCCUGACAACAGAAACUGCCAAACUCAUUUAAGCACUGAUAAGGUAGAAGAACAUUGUACAGUAAAUAAUGUUGAAUGUGAUACUUCAUCUUCCAUAUUUGGUGCGGAUGCUACUGAUGCAGAACCUAUGGAUUUUGAGAGCAAUAAACAACUUUGGCUUCCUCCAGAGCCUGAAGAUGAAGAAGAUGAGAAAGAAGCUGUUUUAUUUGAUGAAGAAGAAGAUGAUACUGCAGGAGAGUGGCGCUAUAUGCGUUCAUUAAAUAGCUUUGGAAGUUUUGAACACAGAAAUAGAGACCGAUCCAUUGAGGAACAUAAGAAAGCCAUGAAAAAUGUUGUUGAAGGACACUUUAGGGCUUUGGUGGCUCAACUUCUUCAAGUUGAAAAUUUACCUAUUUCUGAAGAAGAAGACAAGAAAAACUGGCUAGAUAUACUAACCUCCUUGUCAUGGGAAGCAGCAACACUUCUUAAACCAGACACUAGUAGUGGUGGAGGAAUGGAUCCUGGAUUAUAUGUCAAGAUUAAGUGCCUAGCUUGUGGGCAUCGCAGUGAUAGUAUGGUGGUGAAAGGAGUUGUGUGCAAGAAGAAUGUGGCUAACCGACGCAUGCUUUCAAGGAUUGAGAAAGCUCGUUUUCUACUCCUUGGUGGAGCUCUUGAAUAUCAGCGAGUAUCUAAUUUGUUUUCUAGUAUUGAUACUCUGUUGCAGCAGGAAAUGGAUCACUUAAAGAUGGCAAUUGCAAAGAUAGAUGCUCACCACCCCAAUGUUCUUUUGGUUGAGAAAUCAGUUUCACGUUUUGCUCAAGAUUAUCUUCUUGCUAAAAAUAUUUCACUUGUUUUGAAUAUCAAAAAGCCACUUCUAGAGCGUAUAGCACGCUGCACUGGUGCUGAGAUUGUCCCUUCAAUUGAUCGUCUUGAUCGUCUUUCAUCAUCUCCUAAGCUAGGGCAUUGUGACAUCUUUCAUGUGGAGAAAUUCAUUGAAGAACAUGACAGUGCCUGUCAGGAGGGGAAGAAACCCAUAAAAACAUUGAUGUUUUUUAGGGGAUGCCCAAAACCCUUGGGGUGCACGAUUUUACUUAAGGGUGCCAGUGGCGAUGAGCUGAAGAAAGUCAAACAUGUUCUUCAAUAUGGAGUUUUUGCAGCAUAUCAUUUGGCAUUGGAAACAUCUUUUCUUGCUGAUGAGGGGGCAUCUCUUCCAGAACUUCCGUUGAAAUCUCCCAUUACUGUUGCACUUCCAGAUAAACCCUCAAUCAUAAACCGAUCUAUAUCCACAGUUCCUGGCUUCAUAACCUCUCCAGCUGAUAAGUCACAAUCUAAUAAUCUUGUUCAAACUUCUGGUAAAUCAGAUUCCAAUUUAGGAGCAGAAACUGGAUCAGCGUUACCACUUUCUUCUGAAUAUAAUAUUUCUCAGACCAAUUUGUCUCUCCCUAACUCUAACAGUACAGCUGUAAGUAGGCAUGAUCUUUUGGUUGACAGAGGCAACCAACUGAAUAACAUGGGAGAGCAACGCCUAACUCCUUUUGUUUCUUUGUCUCACCCAGUCCCAGAUCCGAGAUAUUUCUUUGGCCAUUCUGCAUGUCAUUCUGGAGAACAGAAUAACACAGGCUUUUUAAGGGGUAAUGAACCUGGAUGCAUGGAAAUUCAUAACGAAACAACUCUAAUUCAUCCAUCCCAAACACCCAACUUUCACAAAAGCAUAGGAACCUUAAAGGAUGCUAGGGGGACAAACUGUGAUGUGCAAAGAGAUGACUUAAAAACUAUAAAAAUACAAGAAGAUAAUGUAAGAAAUGAUGACCUGAUUACAAAGGAAGAAUUCCCACCAUCUCCAUCAGAUCAUCAGAGCAUUCUGGUUUCUCUAUCUUCACGUUGUGUUUGGAAAGGUACUGUUUGUGAACGUUCACAUCUAUUCCGCUUCAAAUAUUAUGGCAGUUUUGACAGGCCUCUUGGGAGAUACUUACGAGACCACCUGUUUAAUCAGAGUUACAAGUGUCGCACCUGUGAGAUGCCAUCAGAAGCUCAUAUAUAUUGUUAUACUCAUCGCCAAGGUAGUCUGACAAUAUCAGUUCAAAAGCUUGAAGAAUUUGUUUUACCAGGAGCACAUGACGGCAAGAUAUGGAUGUGGCAUAGGUGCCUACGUUGCCCACGAGCUAAUGGACUACCUCCUGCCAGUCCAAGAGUUGUAAUGUCUGAUGCUGCUUGGGGUUUGUCUUUUGGUAAAUUUUUGGAGCUUAGCUUUUCAAAUCAUGCCGCUGCAAGUAGAGUAGCUAGCUGUGGUCAUUCACUACACAGGGAUUGUCUACGAUUUUACGGAUAUGGGGAAAUGGUUGCUUGCUUCAAAUAUGCACCGAUCAAUGUACACUCUGUCUAUUUGCCACCUUCGAUUCUGGACUUUAACUACCAGCAUCAAGAUUGGGUGCAAGAAGAAGCAGAUAAGCUGAGUGAUAUUGCACUUGAUUUCUUCACUCAAGUGCAAAAAACACUGCACCAACUUGAAGAGAAAAUGUUUGACGUUGGUUCUCAUGAUGGAAACAUUAAAGUCCUUGAAGGGAUUUUGAAGAAAGAGAAAGAAGAGUUUGAGGAAUCUAUUCGGACAGUAUCUAAACAGGAGGAAACAGAUGUGCAGCCGUUUGUUGAUAUUCUUGAAAUUAACAAGUUGCAAAGGAAAUUGCUGUUCCUGUCCUAUGUAUGGGAUAAACGAAUAAAAUUUGCUGCUACUGCAUGUAGUAAAGGUUUGCCGAUCAGGAAUAAAGAGGAUCUAGCUCCUAGGGUAGGAAGGAGCUUCACAAAGUCAGACUCUUCAGUUUCUAUAGCCUCUGCUGAAUCCCAUAAUGGGAGCGGAAGUAAAGAUGAAAAUGAUCAAUGUAAGCAACCUUCAGAUCGUGAGAAACUAGAUUUAGAACAUGAGAGCGCCAAAGUUCUCUCUACUAGCACAAGUGCAAGCGAUGAGAAUGAUUCUCUAGAAUUGAAUGUUGGUCCAUGUAAGGUUGUUUCUGAUGGGCAAUUUCCUGUCAUGGAUGAGCUCUCUAACACCUUGGAUGCAAAGUGGAUAGGUGACAAUGGCCCUACAUUAGUUGAUUCAAGCAAAUUGAAUCCAGAAGACCUAGAUGAAACAACUCAUGUGAUUUCAUCUUCCAAAAAUUUUGAAGAAAGCUGUCACAUUGAUUCAAAUUCAACAGCAUCUUCAAAUACUUCUAGAGCAGGGCCAUCAGGCGACCAUGCUGAAGAUGCAUCUGUCUGUAUCAUGACAUCUAUAUCGGACCUCUAUGCUUCUUUCAACAAGGAUAUUGAUGGUGCCCUUGGUGCAUAUCAUCCUGAAAAUAUACAUAUAUUUAAGGAGUUAUUGCAGAAGGGAUGGGGAAGUCUGUUUCUUCCCCUUGGCGUUAAUGAUACUGUCAUUCCAAUAUAUGAUGAUGAACCAACAAGCGUCAUAGCUUAUGCUCUUGUUUGUGCUGAUUACCAAUCUCAAAUAUCUGAUGAGCCUGAGAAGCUAAGAGAUGGCAGGGAGUCUCCAAUUUCUUUUACCACCAAGGAUUAUGGAAACUCUUACAUCUUUCAAUCAUUUGAUGAUAUUCCUUUUGAAAGUUUUAAGAGUUUCGGGUCCAUUGAUGACAGCACCUUGUCGAUAUCGGUUAGCAAGGGUCCCCUGACCGUAGAUCCACUUGCAUCCACCAAAUCAAUGCAUGUUAGGGUCUCUUUUGCAACAAGGUAUAGUGUGACAUGCUACUAUGCAAGACAGUUUAAAGCAUUAAGGAGAAUUUGCUGCCCAUCUGAACUAGACUUUAUAAGGUCUCUUAGUCGAUGCAAAAAAUGGGGCGCACAAGGUGGGAAGAGCAAUGUCUUUUUUGCUAAGUCUCUGGAUGAUAGAUUCAUUAUAAAGCAGGUUACCAAGACUGAAUUAGAAUCAUUUAUUAAAUUUGCCCCAGAGUAUUUCAAGUAUCUAACUGAAUCCAUAAGAACUGGGAGUCCAACAUGUUUGGCAAAGAUUCUCGGCAUUUAUCAGGUUGUAGUCAAAAGCUCGAAGGGCGGAAAAGAAACUAAGAUGGAUGUUCUUGUAAUGGAGAACCUUUUAUAUGGAAGGAGCGUCAAGUGGUUGUAUGACCUUAAAGGAUCUUCCAGGUCUCGAUAUAAUGCAGAUUCAAGCGGUAACAAUAAGGUGCUGCUUGAUCAAAAUUUGAUCGAGGCAAUGCCUACUUCUCCAAUUUUUGUUGGAAACAAAGCAAAGAGACUUCUGGAAAGAGCAGUGUGGAAUGACACUGCAUUUCUUGCGUCCGUUGAUGUGAUGGAUUACUCUUUGCUCGUGGGGGUGGAUGAGAACAAGCAUGAGCUGGUUCUUGGGAUCAUUGAUUUUAUGCGGCAAUAUACGUGGGACAAGCACCUCGAGACAUGGGUGAAAGCUUCGGGGAUUCUGGGAGGACCCAAAGACGCAUCUCCUACUGUGAUCUCACCCAAGCAGUACAAAAAAAGAUUCAGAAAAGCAAUGUCAGCGUACUUCAUUGUGGUUCCGGAUCAAUGGUCACCACCCACCAUUAUACCAAGUCAAUCACAGUCUGACCUUGGCCAAGAUGAUCAACUAGCUGCCUCACCAAAUUAAUAAAAUGCCAAUGCCAACAUAUUUUUAAGGUUUGAAAUGGCUACACUGAUCCUACCAUGACACCAAGCUGGUUGCAGCCAGCCCGAUCCAUCUUUGCCAAGUGAACCCGCUUUGCUGCUCUCCGCAUCAUGCUGUUCAUGUGAAUGCCAUCAAAAUGUACAGUGGGUGAUUGCUCACAUUUUUGUGUCAUUUCACACCAAAUCUACCCUCAUAUAUAAAGUCUUAUAGUGUUCUUAGAUUUCUGCCUCUCUCCUUGUUUUCUCUACACAUGCCCCAUUUAUUUGUCUAAGGUAUGAAACAUGGAUGGUGGUCUCCAAAUCCAUAAACUUACUCUUUGUCUGCCAUUUAUUUGUUUUUGUGUCCAUGAACUCGAUUGUCGGAGGGCAGUAGUGUAUGUGAUACUGGAAGUAGAGGCAGCACUAGAAUAAAAUGUACAUUUCAGCCAUCACAAUCAAUCUGAUUGCAUGUAUUUCAAGAGCCCAGAUCAUAGUGAUGGAAUAAUCUUUUUUCUUGUUGCAA